CGAGAUCGCUUUUUUGAAAUCAAAUACACGGGCAUAUACUUCGUUUUGAAAUCUACCUUCGUUCACCGAAUAGCAUCUGCUCUUUGUCGAGUGACUGUUCUUGCCCGUCUGCCAUGGCAUAUCUGAACGAACUCUCUAGCUUGGGCAGCCUCUUGGCAAUCUCCUAUGUUUUGACAAUUCUAGCUGUCUCCUAUGUUUUAGGUCUCGCCAUCUAUAAUCUUUACUUCCAUCCAUUGGCAUCAUACCCUGGUCCAAAGCUUAAUGCUAUCUCUCGAAUUCCAUAUCUCUGGGCACUCGUGAAUGGUAACCAAGUGCGCCAAGUACAUGAUCUCCACCAGCAAUAUGGCAUUGUCGUUCGUGUCUGUCCAGAUGAGCUCUCUUAUAUCAGUGCCGAAGCGUUCAAGGACAUUUACGCCCAUCGUCAAGGCAAGCUCGAAAUGCAGAAGAACAAAAUCUUUUAUACUCAGCAACCUGGAGGCACAACUCUUCUUACGACCAACCGGGAAGACCAUGCUCUCCAGCGCAGGAGCCUCUCCCACGCCUUUUCCGACUCAUAUUUGCGGCAACAAGAGGUUUUGAUCCAGAAAUAUAUCGACCUUCUCAUCCAGCGUCUUGAGCAGCAUGCAGACGAUGGCAGCAAGCCCUUAAAUCUAGUCUCCUGGUACAACUUCACGACGUUUGAUAUCAUUGGCGACCUUACUUUCGGAGAAUCAUUCGAUUGCCUCGAAAAGAGUGACUAUCAUCCUUGGGUCAGCAUGAUAUUCAGUAAUAUGAAGGCUUCGAGUUACCUCAAGGCCCUUAAGUACGUGCCUGGCGGAACAGGGAUAUCGUCGCUCAUUGUCCCGAAGCGCCUCCUGGAGACACUGAAGUCCCACGCCAAUAUAAUCACCGAGAAACUCAACCAAAGGCUUGCCCUAAAGACUGAGCGACCUGACUUUGUUGGAAAUAUGCAACGGAACGAGAAGACGUUCAGUUUCGACAACAUGAAAGCCAACUCCUCGCUCUUAAUCAUAGCUGGCAGUGAAACGACGGCGACGCUUCUAUCAGGCGUGACUUAUCAUCUGCUAAGAAACCCCAACAAGCUCAACAAGGUCAUCGAUGAAGUUCGCACAACCUUUGCAAAACCAGAGGAUAUAACUAUGGCAAGUGCGGGAACCCUUGAUUAUAUGCUAGCCUGUCUGAAUGAAGCACUACGUAUGUAUCCACCAGCGCCCGUCGGACUGCCACGCAUUGUGCCGGAAGGGGGCGAUAUGAUUGCGGGUAAAUGGGUAUCUGGUGGAACUAUCGUAUCAGUUUGUCACUAUGCUUCGUACCAUUCAGCAACCAACUUUCGCAACCCAGAAUGCUUUGUUCCUGAACGCUUCUGUGGGGAUGAAAUGUAUGCGGAUGACAAUCGCUCUGUGUUCAAUCCAUUUAGCACGGGGCCGCGAAACUGUAUCGGCAAGAACCUGGCGUACGCAGAGAUGCGCCUGAUUCUCUCCAAGCUGCUGUUCAAUUUUGAUUUGGAGCUCGCAGAUAAGGAAAGGGAUUGGCUUGACCAAAAGACGUAUAGUCUGUGGGAAAAGCAGGAACUUAAUGUAAAACUCAAGAAAGUGGUCAGAUGAUUCGUUGAGGGAAGAACUGGACAAGAGCUUUGUGAUAUUCGUUUCCAGUACCGGCACAGCAACGAAGAGAUUGAAGUGAAGGGAGCGAUUGUUUAUUCAAAUUUGCCUGUCGUACUUCGGGGGAUCCUAGCA
This is a messenger RNA of Mollisia scopiformis, 1736 nucleotides long. Its product is annotated as cytochrome P450. Lineage: Eukaryota; Fungi; Ascomycota; Leotiomycetes; Helotiales; Mollisiaceae. Bases 114 to 1604 code for a protein of 496 amino acids. Gene Ontology annotation, molecular function: oxidoreductase activity, acting on paired donors, with incorporation or reduction of molecular oxygen; iron ion binding; heme binding. The transcript has 4 exons. The record is from RefSeq and is a predicted model, not a curated record.